UAUAGUUGUAACCGACAUGAUCAUAACCAAUAUGAGCAACAGAGAGAUAUGGUGUUGUUAUCCAACGCUUGAUGAAGGCCAGUUGAUGGCCAAGAUUACUAGCUAUACCCGAAUCUCAGCGCAACCGCAAUUGCAGCGCACGAGGAGGGUAAAGUGUGAAAUAAUCAGUGGACUAAAGUAGCCACCGCCCAUAGAUCGAAGCAGGAACAAAAGGCUUUAGCUAGUCCUCUCCAUUCCUCUACUCUCCCUGAGUCCGUAACUAAAGGUGGUGGAAUGGCUGGUCUCCUGGCUUUGGCCCGGAUCUCGGGCCUCCUGGUCGCUACCCUCGUGCUCGUGUGGGCCCUCUCCUUCCGUACCACCUUUCUUCAUCCCAUUUCUACCACCACCGCCGCCGCCGUCGGUGGUGCCACAUCCCAGCUCGACCACCUGUAUUCCGUCCUUCACCCCCUUCUCAUGGUCAUCGGCUUCAUCCUUCUCAGCGGCGAAGCGAUGUUGGCGCACAGGUGGCUCUCCGGGUGCUCGCGGGGGACGCGAAAGUGGAUGCACCUCUCGCUCCAAGGGGCGGCGCUCGGUUUCGGGCUUUUUGGCAUUUGGGCCAAGUUCAAGGGCAAAGAUGGAAUCCUCGCCAACUUCUAUAGCCUCCACUCUUGGAUGGGCCUCCUCUGCGUCGCCCUCUUCGCCGCCCAGUGGGUGGUGGGAUUCCUGAUCUUCUGGCACCGGGGGAAGGGGCGGCGGACGCGGGUGGCGCUGCUGCCGUGGCAUGUCUUCGCGGGGCUCUACACCUACGGCCUCGCUGUCGCCACCGCCGAGACCGGCCUCCUCGAGAAGCUGACCUUCCUCCACAUCAAGCGUGGUGUCCCCCGUCGCUCGCUGGAGUCGGCGCUCGUCAACGUCCUCGGCCUUGCUCUCGUCGUACUCUGCGGGCUCGUCGUCCUCGCUGCCGUAUCUCCAAAGCAACGUAGCAACAAGGAUGGUAGCAUUGCCACUAAAAAGGCCGGCUGUUGUUAUUCACCGGAAGACUAUGAAGUUUGUGCAAUCUUACGAUAAUGAAGAUGAUGCAGUGGAUGGAAAAUGGAUUCCUUUUUAGCCGUUGUUUUUGUUUAUUCAAUAAUUUUGUCGUUGAUUUCUGUUGUAAAUACAUUGGAGACGGUGCUGGAAUGCUUGAGGAAUUGAAUGCUGUGUCGAAAUGCUGAGA
Molecule: messenger RNA, 1195 nt
Organism: Elaeis guineensis (African oil palm)
Lineage: Eukaryota; Viridiplantae; Streptophyta; Magnoliopsida; Arecales; Arecaceae
Product: probable transmembrane ascorbate ferrireductase 4
Molecular function (GO): oxidoreductase activity
Source: RefSeq, a predicted model, not a curated record